Manis javanica (Malayan pangolin) is the source of this 936-nucleotide messenger RNA. The record is from RefSeq and is a predicted model, not a curated record. NCBI's taxonomy places the organism in Eukaryota, Metazoa, Chordata, Mammalia, Pholidota, Manidae.
AUGGCUAAUUUCACAACAAUGAAUGGGUUUCUUCUCAUGGGAUUUUCUGCCAAGCCUGAGCUAGAAAUUUUAUGUGCUUCUCUGUUCUUAGUCUUAUACUUAGUGGCUUUAAUUGGCAAUAUUCUCAUUAUCACUGCAACUUCCAUGGAUAAUAGACUCCAUUCACCUAGGUAUUUUUUCCUGAAACAUCUCUCCUUCUUGGAUCUUUGCUAUAUUUCUGUGACUGUACCAAGAUUCAUUUGCAAAUCUUCCAUGCAUAGUGGCAAUAUUUCCCUCUGGGAAUGUGUGUUACAGUGUUUUGCUUUCACUCUCUGUGGUUCUGCUGAGAUGGCCAUUCUCACACUGAUGCCCUAUGACCACUAUGUGGCCAUCUGCUUCCCUCUGCACUAUGAAAUCAUCAUGGAUGUCAGCACCUGAAUCCAUGGAAUCUUGGCUGUCUGGCUCAGUGGGAUCAUCUCAGGAGUCAUGCAUUCAGCUGCAACUUUCUCCAUCCACUUCUGCAGUACCAAUAUCAUUCACCAGUUCUUCUGUGAUGUCCCUCAGUUUCUGAAAUUGUCUUGUUCCAAUGAGUACGCCAGUGAGCUUGGAGUCACUGGUUUCCUGUCCUUGGUGGCAUUUCUUUGCUUUAUCUCCAUUGGACUCUCCUACACAUGCAUACCCUCUACUGUGCUGAGGAUCCCAUCUGCUGAGGGCAGAGCCAAGGCCUCUUCCACUUGCCUGUCCCACCUUUCUGUUGUCAUAUUAUUUAUCUCUACAGGUGUCUUUGAGUUUUUAAAUCCACAUUCUGACUCUACAACUGAAUUCGACUUUUUGCUCACUGUUUUUUAUAAUGUUCUCCCUUCAACACUCAAUCCUGUGACAUAUACCCUAAGAAACAAAGCCAUGAAGCCAGCUUUAAGAAAGGUUUUUAAAAGAAAAGCCCUCCUUUCUUGCUGA